UGCCUAUAGCACGUGGGGUAAAAUGUUGGUGUUUUCAAUUUUGGAAUUUGUUUGGAAUGGUGUUUGGUCCUACCAUACGUCUGUGUUUAGUGGGAAUCAUAUGAAAACUUCUAAACAUAAUUUGUGAUAUAAUUAUAUUUUUGUAACUACUUGUUUUCUUGAAAUUUGUAUAAGUUGCAUGAUAAUUUUUUCUCAACAUCAUUUACUUAAAAUAUUUUGACAGCUUACCUUCCACCCAGCAAACAGCAACAGCCUCUCCAAGAUAACUACUGCUGCUAAUGAAGUAAAAGUAAAAAACCUUUUGCCUGGUGUAGAAUACAGAUUUCAACUUAGGACCAUUAAUGGGAAAGCGGCUAGUGUGCCUUUAGAGAAAUUAAUUAGCACAAGACCAGCUGGAAUUUGUGGUCUUACCAUAAAAUCAGCAAAUACUUCUUCAGCAACCUUAACUUGGGAUCACAGUGAAAGCAAUUUUACACAUUACAGAAUAAUACUAUCUAACCAGACAUUUUUAAGAGAAUAUAAUGUUUCUGAUCCACUCACACAUUAUACUGUAUCAAAUUUAACCCCAGGUGCCAUUUAUCGUUUUACAGUUCAGAGAAUGAAAGGAACUGUUAAAGGUGCUCUCACAUAUAUAAAGCUGGUCACAGAGCCUGAGCAGCCACAAGAACUUAGAUCCUUCAAUAUUUCAUCACAGUCCUUUUCACUGUCCUGGAAGCAACCAUCCGGGCGGGUGGAAACAUAUCAAGUGGAUCUUUUUCCUCCACAUGGCUUUGUUACUGUCAGAGAUCUCGGAGGAGGGGAGUAUCAGGCAGAUGUAUCCAGCCUUGCUCCUGGUACAGCCUUCACUGUCACUGUUUCUUCUGUGUCAUCUUCAGCAUUUAGUUCACCUGUCAGCAGAUCGGUGGUUACCAAUGAGACCAUUCCCGGACCCCCAGUAUCCUUAGCUGGAGAAAGAGUUGGCUCUGCGGGAAUUCUCCUUUCCUGGAAUGUACCACGAAACCCAAAUGGGAAGAUCCUAGCCUACUAUGUCAUUUUCAGAGAAGUUUGUCCAUGGAUGCAGUCCACUUAUACCCAAGCAGCUACAAAACCUGACAGUCUGGAAGUUCUUUUGACAAGCUUGACCCCUGGAACAACAUAUGAAAUAAAGGUGGCUGCAGAAAACAGUGCUGGCAUUGGAUCUUACAGUGAAUCUUUUCUUUUUCAGACUGCAGAAAGUGCUCCAGGAAAGGUUGUGAACCUGACAGUUGAAGCAUUAAAUUCUUCAGCAGUAAAUCUUACUUGGUUUUUACCAAGGCAACCACAUGGAAAGAUAACCAGCUUUAAGAUUAGUGUCAAACAUGCAAGAAGUGGAAUAAUAGUAAAAGAUACCACGGUGAAGGUAGAAGAUAUUUUGAAUGGAGCAUUGCCAGAAUGCAAUGAUAAUAGAGAAUCUUUUCUGUGGAGCACAACAAGCCCCUCAUCAACUCGUGGCCAGUCCACAACCACUUCUCCAUUUGUAUCAAGAACUGCUACAUCUCCAUCAUUUAAUUCUAUCUGGAAUGAACCUAUCACUUUCAUUGUGGGCCAGCUGAGACCAUACACAACUUACUUGUUUGAAGUUUCAGCAGUCACCAGUGAGCCUGGAUACAUUGAUAGCACCAUUGUUAGGACUCCAGAAUCAGUCCCAGAAGAUCCACCCCAGAAUCUAGUCACGGGAAACAUCACAACACGCUCUUUCUCUGUGAUUUGGGAUGCACCGACAAUUGUGACAGGAAAAUUUAGCUACAGAGUUGAGCUGUAUGGUCCAGUAGGUCACAUCCUGGACAACAGCACAAAAGAUCUCAGGUUUACAUUUACCAACCUUACACCAUUCACCACCUAUAAUGCAUAUAUCAGCGGGGAAACCAGCGCAGGUGUUGGGCCAAGAGCCAACAUAUCGGUUUUCACCCCAGCAGAAGUACCUAGUACAGUUUUUGAUUUAAAUGCAACAGAGAUUGCCGCCACUUCUAUAACAGUACAGUGGAGAAAACCUCAGCAACCAAAUGGCAUCAUCACUCAGUACAGAGUUAAAUCUUCAGUAAACAAUUCAGGAGUGGUCAUUGAAAAUGUUAUCCUCACAGGAAAAAAUCAGUACUCAGAUAAUCCGACCUCUCCCACGUCAAGUUAUAUCUCUCAAACCCCUGUGUUUGGGCUUUACAAAGAAGGUUUAACUGGCGCUUAUGAAGGUUCAGCCGAGUUUUCUCCCACAACUCAGUUCAUGUCUUCAGUGACAUUUCAUACAAAUACGAAUGACAACUCAGUUAUUGAGACUGUACUUAAUGGAACUGACAUUGAUGCGGAACUAUUAUUGCACACUAUUAAGAACCUUACUCCCUACACUGAAUAUUUAAUUAGUGUUACUGCUUUUACAACUGUUGGUGAGGGCCCCCCAGCUCAAAAAGUGGUGAGGACGAGCGAACAAGUUCCCAGCUCAGUGCAGAACAUAAAGUAUGAAAAGGUUAAUUCAACAACUGUAAUGCUCCUUUGGGAUCCUCCAUUGCGACCAAAUGGAAUGAUCACAAAGUAUACCAUCUAUGUAAUGGAAGUGAAUUCAAGUAAUGCUUUUGAGAAAACAACAACAGAUAAGAGCAUCCUUAUUACAGAUUUAAAAAAAUUCACAGAUUACAAAAUGCGUGUAACUGCUUCUACUUCAGCAGGGGAAAGUAAUUCAUCAGAAAAAAUUGAUGUUUUUGUCAAAACCCUUGAAGAUGUGCCAGGAUCUCCACCCCAAAACCUACGUUUAUUGGGUGUUAAUUCAACGGCCAUUAGUUUGGCGUGGUCCCCACCUUUAGAACCUAAUGGAAUUAUUACUCACUAUGAAGUAAUUUACACAAAUGAUACAGACCUUUUUACCCAAAAUACAGCAUUGACAAGUUUAUCGUUGACUGAUUUAUAUCCUUAUACAUUAUAUAGUAUUUCAGUUCGAGCUUUCACCAGAUUUGGACAUGGAAACCAAACAACUAAUGUGUUGGCUGUAAGGACAUCAGAAACUGCUCCAAGCAGCCCCCCAUAUAAUUUGACAUACAGGAGUAUUUCUUCAACAGAAGUGUUAAUCAGAUGGCAACCUCCAUUGUUUGCCAAUGGAAUUAUACAAUUUUACAAUAUUACCUACUGGAAUGCAUCACUUAACCUAACAAACACGAGCAAAGAUCCACAGAUUGUUUUAUCUGACCUUAAGAAAUACUCACAGUAUCAAGUUGCUGUAUCCGGUUCUACAAUGCAUGGCAAUGGAAAUCAAACUAGUGCUGUUUUAAACAUGACAACUUUAGAAGAUGUUCCUGAGAGUGCACCAGAGGGUAUCAAAUAUAUAAAUAUAUCCUCUACAGAUAUAGAAGUUUCAUUUUAUCCUCCCUUAAUACCAAAUGGAAACAUAAUGUACUAUACAAUAUACAUUACAUGGCUAAAUGAGACAAUGGAGAAGGCCAUGAAUACAACAAACCUUAUAGGAAACAUUACAGGCCUAAAGAAAUAUACAUCCUAUAUUCUGUCUGUGUCUGCAAGUACUAUAAAAGGGGAAGGCAUACGCAGCGCACCUCAGAUCAUUACUACAGAAGAAGAUUCUCCAUCAUCUCCACCUCGAUCUCUCAAGGUAAAACAGCUAUCUGGUAUCACUAUGGAAUUGUCAUGGGAACCACCUCUGGAGCCAAAUGGAAUUAUACUCAACUAUAAUGUUUAUAUUUGGAAUGAAAUAUCAAACAAAACAAUAACUGUGAAGCAGACGUUUGUAGAGCUGGAACACUUGGAAACCAACAAUGAAUAUUAUGCAUAUGUCACAACAAUUACCCGAUUUGGGGAUGGAAACAUAAGAAGUGAUAUUGUUACAUUUAGGACAUCAGAGGGAGCUCCCAGUGACCCUCCAAGAAAUGUUUCAUACAAGAAUAUUACUUCUGAUUCAAUAAUGGUUUACUGGAUACCACCUUCCAAACCCAAUGGAAUUAUCCAAUACUAUUUAGUGUACUACAGUAAUAUCACUGACACCUACUCUAAAAACCUUACUGCUGAUGAAAUUAAUACUGAUAUGGAAGGCCAAUGGGCAAUUGUUGGUGGUUUGGCUAAAUUUAGCACCUAUAAGUUCUGGAUUACUGCAAGCACGUCAUUUGGAGAUGGCAAUCAAACAAGUGAAAAGAUUGAUGUUAUUACAGAUGAGGAUGUUCCCGAAUCUGGUCCAGUUAUAAAGGACUGCUUUAACCAAACAUCUGCAUCAUGUUUGUUAAUCUGGGAUCCUCCACUGAAGCCAAAUGGCAUUAUAAGAAAUUAUUCUUUGGAACUUUAUGGACCACAGGGAAAUCAGUCAUUGUGUACUUCUGAUACCUUCAUUAUUUUGAAAGAUCUCACGCCUUAUACCCAAUUUAUUGUGUCCAUUGCUGCAACAACCAUAAAGGGAAUGGGCCCUCCUAAUCAGUUUGCCUUUCAGACUGAUGAAGCAGAACCUUCAAUGCCUCCGCAGAACUUGACAUUUAUUAAUGCCAGCGACAAUACUGCGUGGUUACAUUGGAGCCCAAGCCCAAAGCCUAAUGGAAUUGUGCUGGCCUACAGUUUUAAAAUUGUGGAAAAUGGAAGUGAAUUAGAGUUUUUUCAGAACAUAACAGGCAAGCAAACCGAAGGACAACUCAGUGCUCUGCAACCUUUCACCACAUAUUUUGCCAGUGUUUCAGCUUUUACAAAAGUUGGUAAUGGGAACCAGUUUAGCAACAAUAUCAGCUUCACAACAAAGGAAUCUGUUCCAGGCAUUGUCCAGAAUAUCAGAUGCACUCCUACCAGUUAUCAGUCAGUUUUGAUUCAGUGGGAUCCCCCUUCACAACAAAAUGGAAUGAUCAGUCAUUACAUUAUAACAUCUAAUGACAACAUUUCAGAAGUUCCACCUAAAGAUCAGGUGUACACUUUGAGAGAAUUGCUCUCUAAUACAACAUACACUUUUAAAAUCCAAGCUGUUAAUGCUGCUGGUAAAGGACAAGAACAGGAAUGCAAUGCUACUACAAAAUCUGAAGAAGUGCCUAGUGCUCCAAGAAGUGUUACUUUUCUCAGUGUUGAGUCUGGAAGCCUUGUUAUAAGAUGGAAUAGACCAACAAAUGUUAAUGGCUAUUUAAUGAACUACAAAAUUACAGUCCAACUUCUCUCUUGGGAAUGCAAUAACUGGGACAACAAUAAAUGCAUUGAGACAGUUCUGGAUUUCUACUCAUUUGAAGAUGAGGUUGUUCUUAUUAAGACAAUAAAUGGAUUGAAAACAUUCAGAUGGUAUAGACUUAAAAUAAGUGCUAGCACAAAUACUGGAUAUGGUGUUCCUUCUCCGUGGAUUCAUACUCAGACAUUACCCGGUCCUGCAAAUGGACCACCGCAAAAUGUAACAGUAACAGCAACAUCACAGAGCCUGAAUAUCAGCUGGAAAGAACCUUUAAUCAUCACUGGGCCUACUUCAUUUAUGAUCAAUGUGUCCUCGGUUAACCGUGAAGAGUACAGUAAGGUAUUCACAAAGCUGAGCAAUGAAAGUAAAACCUUGGAAGUCACUGGUCUGAAGCCAUUUACCAAUUAUUCUGUAACAGUUACAGCCUUCACUGGACCCUCAGAUUUAGCAUACACAGAAGGGAAAUUGAGUAGUGUGGUGAUUGUCACAACUCUUGAAGCAGUACCGGCUGAUCCCCCUACAAACAUAGAAAUCCAGAAGAUUCCACAUGAUGUUACAAAGGUUCAGAUGACCUUCAUUCCACCAUCUGAACCCAAUGGGAAGAUUCAGUAUCAAGCAGUAGUUUACAAGGAAGAUAAUCCUAAAGACAGUCAAAUUCGUAAUCUAAGUAUUAUUAAAAACAACAAUAAUACUAUCACGGCAGUAAUAGAUGGCCUUAAAGGAGGAUACACCUACAAUAUACGUAUAUAUGCAGUAAAUGGGGCUGGAGCAGGACCAAAUGCUACACAGAUGAAAAUUACUACAGAUAUUACAGAACCACCCCGACCUGUUAUGCAGCCACAGCCUAUAUAUAACCCCAGUGGAAGUAUAAGAGCAACUGCAACUACUUUUACCAUUAUGAUGCCCAAAUGUUACUUUAGUGAUGAUAAUGGGCCAAUAAAAUACAUCCAGGUUAUUGUUUCAGAGGUAGGAGCACAACAUGUUGGGAAUAUCAGCUGGUGGCACGAAGCCUAUCACAAGAAACCAAAGCCAUAUUUUACAAGUGAUGGUUUUCCAAACCCAUUGUGUUCCAAAAGUCGAAUAUCUGAUGAGUAUGUAAUUGGAGCUAAUGAGUCUUGUAUGGCCUUGGAUAUUAAAGAUACAUUCUGCAAUGGACCCUUAAAGCCAAGAAAACAAUACUUGUUUAAAUUUCGUGCAACUAAUAUAAGAGGCCAGUAUACAGAUUCUGUUUAUUCAGAAGUGGUCAAAACAUUAGAUGAUGGACUAUCGCAAACACAGGUUGAAAUAAUCUUGUCUGUUACUCUUUGUGUGCUUUCUGUUAUUCUGCUUGUGGGAGCCAUUUAUGCCUUUGCAAGGAUUAGACAGAAGCAGAAGGAAGGUGGUACCUACUCUCCAAGGGAUGCAGAAAUAAUUGAUACUAAGUUUAAGCUUGAACAGUUGAUCACAGUGGCAGACUUGGAACUGAAGGAUGAGAGAUUAACGCGAUAUUCUUCAUUUUUCUUUAAACGCAAGGACAUAUAUGUCAUUCAGUUACUUAGUUAUAGGAAAUCACUCAAGCCCGUAAGUAAGAAAGGUUUCUUACAACAUGUCGAGGAGCUCUGCACAAAUAACAACCUAAAGUUUCAGGAAGAAUUUUCGGAACUACCAAAAUUCCUUGAAGAUCUUGCCGUAUCAGAUGCUGAUCUACCCUGGAACAGGUCGAAGAAUCGAUUCACAAAUAUAAAGCCAUAUAACAAUAACCGAGUAAAGCUUAUAGCGGAUGCUGGUGUGCCUGGAUCAGAUUACAUCAAUGCUAGCUAUGUGUCUGGAUACAUUUGCCCAAAUGAGUUCAUCGCAACGCAGGGACCUUUGGCUGGCACAGUGGGAGAUUUCUGGAGAAUGGUUUGGGAGACUAGAGCAAAAACCAUUGUGAUGCUUACUCAGUGUUAUGAGAAGGGAAGGAUCAGAUGUCACCAGUACUGGCCGGAAGAUAACAAACCAGUUACUGUUUUUGGAGACAUUGUUAUCACAAAAGUAGCCGAAGAUGUUCAGAUUGACUGGACGACUCGUGAUUUGAAAGUUGAAAGGCAUGGAGACUUUAUGAUAGUACGGCAGUGUAACUAUACUUCUUGGCCAGAGCAUGGAGUACCGGAAUCCACUGCUUCAUUAAUGCAUUUUGUAAAGAUGAUUCGAGCCAACAGGCCACAUGAAAAUACACCGACAGUUGUACAUUGCAGUGCUGGAGUUGGAAGAACAGGAGUUUUUGUUGCACUGGAUCAUUUAGUUCAACACAUCAACCAUCAUGAUUUUGUGGAUAUUUAUGGUCUUGUAGCAGAAUUAAGAAGUGAAAGAAUGUGUAUGGUACAAAACAUGGCACAAUACAUAUUUUUGCACCAGUGUGUUGUGGACUUAUUAGCAAGCAAAGGUAGCAACCAGCCCAUAUCUUUUCUAAACUAUUCUGCACUUCAGAAAAUGGAUUCUUUGGAUGCCAUGGAAGGUGAUGUUGAGCUUGAAUGGGAAGAAACAACAAUGUAAUAUUGGUUUAUAUGACAAUCACAAGUUUUUUGGCACAAGGGCCAACAAACUUCUCUUCCACGGACCAGAGCUGAGAUAUCGGAUAAGGAUGACAAAUUGUUUUACUUAUUUCUGUGCCUUAAACAAUGGAUGGCUGUAAUUACAUGUGUGCUCUGAAAAAUCAAGAACAAUAAGGUCAUUUUGCACUUCUAUAAUAUAAGAAUGGUAAUGUGUUAUUUGAAGCAGUUUAUUUUUUUAAUUAUCUUUCAAAAGAUAAAUACAAAGCCAAAUUUGAUGAGAAAACAUUACUGUCCUCUGUGUGGAUGUUUCAUUAAUAGCACUGAUAUCUUUUUGUUUGCAUAUGUGGCAUAAAAAUGUAAGAUAAUAUCUUCUAAUGAUAAUAUAUAUAUUUAUAUAAGAUAUAACCUUCUGUUUUAUGAGUGUUGGGUUAUCAUCCUCUGAUCCUGAACAGCUGAGCACUCACCCUGUGACAUUGUAGGAAUAACUGUGGCUUUUACACAGUAGCUCUUCUUGAACACCAAAGGCUAUUUAAGACAAAUUGUAGCAACCUUUUUAUUGUUUUUAUUUCAUAACAUUGUGUGUGUAUAUAUAUAUAUACUGUUUAUAUAUAUAUAUAUAUAUAUUUACAUAUGCUGUAUAUGUAUAUUGAUACUUUCAGUAGUUGCCUCCUGUAUCCUUUACUUUUAAUAUUUUAGAAUAAAGGUUUGCUUUAUGAUUAAUGGCUUUUGCUUAUUUUGUAUUUGACUGUGAAAGUCACGGAGUUGCCUUUAAUCAUUUCACGUAAACAUGACAAGGGCGUGAAGACUUGCAACCUGUUAUUAAUUUGUGUAACUAGCAGUAAGUUGAUGAAGAGCUAUACCUUUUAACUGAUUAUGCAGGCCAAGUAGCAAAAUUUAUGGCUUUGUCCUAAACUGUGAAACAAACUAUGACUUUCAUUGUCACAAUUUACAGAAUAUUGUUUUUUUAAAAAAUAUGUGCUGCAUUUACAGAGUGAAAUGCUGUUAUGUAUAUUGAUUUGCAUAUGUUCCCAUAACAUUACAUUGUUAAUUACAUUUAAUUACAUUCCGUGGACAUAAACACAACACAGAUAGAAUUCUGACUUAAACUCAAAACAUUUACUUAUUUUCUCUGAGUAUUUUUGUUCUAUCUAAUGCAACACAUUUAAUCAAAAUUAAUCACAGUUAUUAUUUUGUUGCUACUAAAAAAAGCCUGCUAUUUGCUGUAGGUCCCUUCUGAUAUCAGUAUGAAAUGCCAGAGGCUGGCUGCCUGUACACAUUUUUGCACAAUUGUUGGAAAAGCAAAGCAAUUUUUUAGUUGUUCUUAUUGGUCCCAGUGGGCAUCAACCUGCAGUGAUUGACUUUGACUUAUUUUGACUUCUGCUAAAUGCAGCAGAGAUCAAAUCACCUUAUAUUAAACACAGCAACAAUUCAGUUUUUGCCUGAUAGAAACCUCAUCAUCAUCAUAGCUACCUGAUUGAUUUUAGUCCAGGUUUUGAUCUGGCAGGCCAUUGGGAAAGCUCCAUAUAUGGGCCCAUAAACUGUGGAGGAACUCAGCAGGUGCCCUGUGUAUGGUCACCCUUAGGGUAUAGUUAGACCUUGGAGAUUUUGUCACAUUUUAUAAAGAAAUGCAUAAACAAAUCAAACAAAGGAUGUAUUCUUUGUUUAGGUAAAGAACAAGUGUCUCUUUUAUUUCCUGAGUGGUCCAAUAGUGCACUAUAUAUAAAUAAUUUGCAAAGGAAAAUAAUGAUCAGAUGAUCAGUGAACAUAAAUGUUUGUUUUAUCAAAUGCUUCACAUCAUAACAUAACUUGCCUAUUUUAUAUUUUUUUACAUUUAUUCAGCAGUGAUACAUGGCUGGAAAACUCACACCCUCUAUUCAGCAUAUUGUCUAACCUCACAUUUUUUUUUGUUCAAAAAUCCUGCUAAUUUGGCAGGAAAUUGUAUAAAAACUUGAAUUGCUUACUAUAUUUCCAAGAUACUUUUGUUUUAGUGGGCCUGUACAUUUUAUUUAUUAAUAAAGGUUUUGAAUAAAA
Molecule: messenger RNA, 9684 nt
Organism: Xenopus tropicalis (tropical clawed frog)
Lineage: Eukaryota; Metazoa; Chordata; Amphibia; Anura; Pipidae
Gene: ptprq
Product: protein tyrosine phosphatase receptor type Q
Exons: 48
Coding region: 599-7654 (2351 amino acids)
Cellular component (GO): membrane
Molecular function (GO): protein tyrosine/serine/threonine phosphatase activity; protein tyrosine phosphatase activity; hydrolase activity
Source: RefSeq, a predicted model, not a curated record